UCUCGCGGUGUUUGGCGGCGACUCUCGCGCGGCGCCGUCAUGGCCGCCGCGGGGAGGCAGCUGGGCCGCGAGGGCCGCGCCAGCCUGGCUGCCUUCGUACUGGGCGCCUCGGUGGCGGCGUUGCCGCCCGCGCUACUGCCCGGGCCUGGGCCCGGCCUCGGCCUGCAGGGCCGCGUGGUGCUGGCCCUGCACGUGGCGGGCGUCGGCGCGCUGCUGCGGCUGCUCUACCGGCCGCCGCUCUACCAGAUCGCCCUCCGGGCCGGCUUCCUGGGCUUCGCCUUCGGCUGCGGGCUGCUGCUCAGCGUCGGCCAGUCCGCCUGGCGCCACUUCGGCUGGUAUAUGUGUUCCCUGUCGCUUUUCCAUUAUUCUGAGUAUUUGGUGAUUGCCAUCAAUAAUCCUAGGAGCCUUUCUUUGGACUCUUUCCUUCUAAACCACAGUUUUGAAUACAACCUAGCUGCUGUCUCUUCUUGGAUAGAGUUCACAGUUGAAAAAGUAAUUUAUCCAGAAAUGAAGCAGAUCACCUGGCUCAGUACUAUAGGGUUAUUGAUGGUGAUCUUUGGGGAGUGUCUGAGGAAAGCUGCCAUGCUCACAGCUGGCUCCAACUUCAACCAUAUUGUUCAGAAUGAGAAAUCGGAUACUCAUACUUUGGUGACAAGUGGGGUGUAUGGGUGGUUCCGGCACCCGUCUUACGUGGGAUGGUUUUACUGGAGUAUUGGAACACAGGUAUUACUCUGUAAUCCCAUCUGUGUGACUGGCUACACUUUAGCAUCUUGGCGUUUCUUUAGAGAGCGAAUAGAAGAGGAGGAGAUCACGUUAAUUCACUUUUUUGGCGAGGAAUACCUGGAGUAUAAAAAGAAGGUGCCAUCAGGUCUGCCUUUUAUCAAAGGAGUUAAAGUGGAACUGUAACACAUGAAAAAAAGCUGAAAGAGUAAACUUCCAGCUCUGGGCAUCGUAAGGAAAGGAACUAUGCAUGAUACUGUAUCACAGCAAUCUCCAGGAGUAGCCAAUCUGUAUUUGCUGGUAACUAACCGGAAGUUUGUUAAGGGCUAAACAAUUGGAAAUCCUGCUGAGUAAACUAAAAUAUCAGAAGCUCAUUCGUCCUAGUUGAGAUGAGACCUCCUUUGAUGCUUAAGGGAUUUUCUGGAUUAUUUAACCUGCCAUGGUCCUAAAACAAAGCAAAAUGUUGGUAAAAAGAUGAUUUACUUUUAAGCAUUUCACCUACAACUUCUAUAAUGCAUUGUGACACGCCCUGUUGGAGAAUGAGCUUUACAUUUCUUUCUGUUUACCCCUGCGCUAGAUGAUGGGUGCUGGUUGGAAGCUCCUUUCUGUGGUGGAAUGUUAACUUUGGAGCAUUUUGACUUUAAAAGCUAGAGAGCACAGCUUUAACUUCUUUGGAGGUUAAAGCUCAGCAAGCCCAUAGUGUGAUAUAACUUUAUGCUUGGGAGUCUUGCAGAAUCAGGCCCUUCAUUUCUGUCUAUUAAACACAUGAACUUACAUAUCACUUUGGGUAUGUGCUUGCCAGAAAAACUGGCAGUGCAGCAAAAACAGUUUUUCCCUAGCUGUAAAUGUUAAUAGGGAGCUUUUGUCAACACUGAUAAUUUUCUUAAAUUGGAAACCAAAGCUUCUGUUAUGCUUCACAAAAGUUUAAACUCAAAUCUAAAUAUUAAGUCACGUCCCUCAGUUACUUUAUGCCAUGGAUUUGGGUGUCAUUGACAGUUAGCCACUCUACAUAUAAUUCUGUCCUCAAGAGCCUGUUCUGUCAGUACAGAGACUGUUCCUGUAUAAGUCGUCAAAAUCAUGCUGCCUCCUACCAUUCAGAUGCGUUUAAUGGUUAGGUAUUUCUUAGCUCAAAGAAAAUAAACUUCAAUUUAGAGAAAUCCUAAGUUUGUUUCAGUUCUUGUAAAGUACAGGGAAAGAACUGUAACUGUCAGAUGAACGAAAAGUUCUAGGUGCUAAGAUAGAUAUGCUAAGGCAGAUUUCUGCCUAUUGGAAUAUACUUUUGAUAUUAUUUGGAGUGGUGGGUAUUUCCAAGUAAAUAUUCUGAUGUUGGAAAAUAUUUGGCUGAUUAAUUGGGUUGAUAUUUAUAAUAUCAUCAUUGAUAAAUAGUUUACAUUCAGACUUUGUGGUAUAAUUUAUUCUGUUACAUACCAAAGAGGUUCACUUUUCCCUGAUUCUGCAUAGUCUGACUGAAAUAAGAAUGGUGUAUUGAUAAAUAACUGCCUGGCUUGCAGUAUUCUUUUAAUUAAGGUAUUGUACCAGUUUGGAAAAUCAGGUAUUGAUGAGGUUAAAAUGUUUUUCUAAAAAUGUUGCUAACUUUUAUCUGGUUGCAGUUCAGGAGAGAUUCUUUGGUGAUAUUGGCAAUGUUGAAUUGUAAGAUUCCACUUGCAAACUCAAUCCUUCUUGGUGUUAAAAUGAGACUGGAAAUUCAGUUUUCAGUUUCAUUGGUACCUGUAGAAUUGCAGUCAGGGAUAUAGAGACUAAUCUUUAGUCUCUUUUUUACAUUGUGAAAUUUCUUCUCUGUUCAGGUCAUACUGUUGAAAUGCAAGGCCUCUUCUGUUUUGACUGUUUUUUCCUAGUUAAAAUGCUCACUGUUUAGAGUUUUCUAAUGAAUACUCUCUGUGGCUGAGAGAGGAGUAAAAAGCUAGGUAAGGCUAGUGUUGUUUCUUCUCUGCAUAUUUAUUUAAUUUUUGUUGGUUCAUGUUCAGUUUGUUCCUCAGCAAUAGCGGUACCUCCAGCGUACUUCUAAAAGGGAAUUGUAAUUUUUGCAGCCCUCAGGCAACAUACCUCAGAAAUAUUUGAUACGUUAAAAUCUAUACACGGUAAAUCUUGUCUGCAUUUUUUUGGUUUCUGGCAGAAAAAACUUUUAAUUCUCUCUUAUGUAAAUACAGUAAAAAAAGAGUGGGGACGACCCAAACCACUACAGCCACUUAAAAUUCACCGAAUUAGAUGCCAAUCCCAAUGCAAUUUUAACAGAAUAAAUUUAAAUGUGUUGCAAAUUGUGUGGUUGCUUUCCAGAUUGCAAAAAAAGGACUCAGGACUUGGUGCUUUUUAUACAAAAAAUAACUUAUUGGGUCAAAAACUGUUUAAGCAAGAAACGUCUCAGUGUUAUGAUUAGGUGCUGCGGGGAUUACUGUGUGGGUCAAACAUUUGUAAACCUAAAAAAAACUUGAAUGUGCAUUUAUUCUCUAGUUUUUUUUAUUUUUGAAGAGUUUAGCUAAUGCCAUCUUUUUCACACUGGUGGUGAAUGUUUCUAUUUGGAAAGAAUCAUCUUUCUCUCCAUCACAAAUCUCUUUAUGGCCAAAACCUGUUAAUGAGACUGUGAGAAGGAAAGUUGGUGAGAUUUCCCAGGUCCCUUUCCUGGUUCAAAAGUGUUUACAGUAGGGUUUUUGCAUUCUUCUACUUGAUUUCCAGCCCAGUAACUACUUCAACAUAAAGCUGAAUGUGACUAGCUUGUGGACUGGUGAUAGGAGGAACCUGGCUGUUUAAUAGUUGGUUCACAUUAGUAUAUUUAAACAAGUCCGUUUGGGGCAGAUAAGAAAUGUAUCUUUUCUUGGCAGUUAUUUUAGAGUUUGGUAAGGUGACAGUCCUUUAUGAAUCUCUGAAUGUGGCAUCUUUUAGAGAAAACAGCAGCCUGCAUAUAUUUUAUGGGUGUUUCUACUGUUCUCAUUUGCUGUGUUUCCUGAGCUUGAAUUGUAAUGCAAUGAGUUACACAUUGGGUUUGAAAGAAAUCUGCAAGUUUUGAAUCAACAUGCAAAUGACAUACUUGCACCUAUGGCAGAAGAAGAAUUUUUUUCUGAAUAAUGGAAGUGGCCAGCCAGUAGCACCCAUGCUGGUUUUGUUGAAAAAGCCUCAUUGAAACAGUGGGAAUCCAUAUACUUUAAGUUGUGGUGAUACAAGAAAACUUUGCGUGGUAUGUGCAAAUCCUACAGAAAUAGGAAUGGUCGCAGCAAAUGGUAUACUCUGAACAGAAGAGCAGCAGUUACCAAAAGCACCUUUUCAGUCUCCAGUAACCCUACUGAAAUUGUAUUUGAAUACAGUGGUGAUGUCCCAAAAGUUGCUGUUGAUAUUAAUAGUAAAUAUUUUACCUUGACUAACUUGAGUAUAAUUAAGUUUGUGCAGGGCAUAUCAGCUCAUCAAGGUGUUCACAGACAAAUGUUUGAAUAUUUAUAGCUCACUCUUCCAUCACUUCCAGCAAUACAUGAAUUACUCUAGGUUGCUUUGAAAAGUUGGUUCCCACUCAGCCCAGGGAGUACAAAUGUUUCAUGUUUAUGGAGUAGUCUCAGAUCUUCCUUGCUUUUCUGCAUGCUGCGUUGUGAAAAUUUCAAAUUCCUAGUGAAAAAGUAAAUUGGAAUUCCCCAGGAAAUACAGCAUACCUUUGAAAAAAAAUUUUUUUUUAAACUAAGAAAACUGAUGCCGUUCCGUAUGCUGCAGCUCGGAGUCCAAAAAAAAAAAAAUGGAAACAUAAACAACACUUUUCUGCUUUGGUACCAAUGAGUAAAUGUUAGAUUUCUACCCCCUUCUUAAAGUUCACAUAAUUUCUUGUGCCUCUGACUUGCUUUUGUGAAGUUCUGUGAGGAAGGACUUCAAUUUGCUAUUGCAAACUGUAUGUAUACAGCUUGAGAGCUGCUUAUCCUGUAUAUAAUAUUAAAAAAAAGAAUCCCACGAAGGAAGAGACUUGUCUUGUAUUUUAAAGCACCCUACCAAAUUCAGUUUGUCAGACAAUCAGAUUGGUGGCUGGCUGACUCUUAACUUGCAUUUAAAGGGCAUUAUCAUGUUUAGGAUAAGUUUCAGAUUUGCCCAUGUUUAACAGUUUGCAAAGCAUAAUAUAUUUUUAAAAAUAGUUUUUAAUUUUGCAAUGUUUGGCUUUUAUCCCACUAUCUCCUGUAACGUUGGCAACUUAAAUACAAGCUAAUGCAGGAACACUGGAGAGGAAAAUUGAGUAGUCAUUUUUCACUGGCCAAAGUUCUGUGAAAGCAUAAAUGAAUAACAGAAAUGAUAGCCUAGUUUACUUCUUGGUAACUGAAAUAUGGCUUAGUAGAAAAAAACAAAAAAGGGAAACUUACUCACCAUAACAUCAUCUAAAAGAUAACUUAGUUGCUUUUAAAGCACCUAACUCGCCAAAUUUAGCUUUCUGUGAACACUUACAAUGUAAGGAAUUAACUGUAUUCUGAGUUCUGUGCUUUUGUUUUCUGCCUGUGACACAGAUAACGUGUUUUGUGACAGUUGGGAUACAAAAUUUAAAUGGCACAGAGUAAUUGUCUAGCUAUUAUACUUUCUUACUAUCUGGAGUAGCUUGUUUUAUGUGCUUAUUGCUGUUGGCAGGGGUGCACCAAUAGAGAAUUUUGGGGCCAGUACUGAUGACCGAUUUUUAACGAGCCAUAUUAGCCGAUACUGAUUCUAUUCCAAUAUGCAGCUGGGCAGCAUGGAGAGUGGUGUCCAGCUGAUAAGUCUGUUGUGGGGGAAGGGGUGUGGGGGAGGCCAGAUUGAGGCCCAUGUGGUGAGGGAGGGAGUAUGGCUGGGGCAGGCACUGCACAGUCCGGGCAGGGUGCAGGAUGGAGCUACGAGUGGCUUGUCUGGGAGGUAUGAGGGGAGGGGGGGCUCUCGCAAUCAUACACACACUGGGAGGGCAUGGAGGGGGCGUGUGCCCCCAGAUCUGCACGUGGGAUAAGGGCGGGCUGCUGCUGUGGACUGGGGCUGGGGCCAGGCUCUUCCCAGCAGGGGUGCCGGGCCAGGCUGCACUCAAUGCGGGUGGUGGUGGUAAAAUUCGCUGUAGCAGCACCACCACCUGCCCUGAGUGCAGCCCCAGCCCAGCCCCCUUCUGGGAAGAGCCUGGCACAGCUCCGACGGCAGCCCACAGUGGCAGCCUACCUUCUCCCUGCACAGAUCCGGGGCCACAUGCCCUCCAUGCCUACCUGGGUUGCAUGUAGCAGCAGCCGUGACGACCCGAACCCCCCGACCCUGGUUGCCGAUACAGUGAAUUUUCCUUUAUAUUGGUGCCGAUCCGAUAUGGGACUGAUGUAUUGGUGCACCUCUAACUGUUGGCCUGGAAUAUGAUAAGGAAGUGGGCUCCUGCUUUGAAAACAAACACCUCAGCAUUCCUAUUACAGUAGGAGACCAUUAACAUGUUAUAUUGCCAGUUAUCUGAAGUUUGUUUUAUGCUGGGGGGAAAAAAAAAGAUGUAUAGUUGCUAGAAUCACUCCACAAUCCAUUUGGAGCAAGCUCUCAGAACAGCUUGCUGAGACUAAGUAUGCAUUAAACUAAGAGUGGUUCUAUUCUUUUUACCGUAAGAAAUACUUAUUAAUAUAUUUAAGAGGGUUUUUCUCUUUUGCAAAUGUUGAUAUUUACUUUACAUUUCUUAAAUAAAUCUGCACUUGAUCAAAGUAA
This is a messenger RNA of Alligator mississippiensis (American alligator), 6384 nucleotides long. It is a transcript of the gene ICMT, whose product is annotated as isoprenylcysteine carboxyl methyltransferase. Gene Ontology annotation, cellular component: membrane; endoplasmic reticulum. The record is from RefSeq and is a predicted model, not a curated record. Gene Ontology annotation, biological process: C-terminal protein methylation. Lineage: Eukaryota; Metazoa; Chordata; Crocodylia; Alligatoridae. Gene Ontology annotation, molecular function: protein C-terminal S-isoprenylcysteine carboxyl O-methyltransferase activity. The transcript has 5 exons. Bases 40 to 906 code for a protein of 288 amino acids.